AGCAAAACCGUUCGCAAAGUAAGCCAUGGCUGCGCUCCCGUCCAUCGGCAGCAUGAUGGAUCGCGGGGGCGGCGGCGGUGAGGGGAGCAGUGUGGAGCCGAGUCGGAAGCGGCUGCGGGUGUCUCAUGCGUGCGACGUAUGCAGAGCCCGCAAGAUUCGAUGUGACGGCAACACACCCUGUGCGGCCUGCGCCGCGGCAGACUGCGACUGCACAUAUGGCUCAGAGGCGAACUCGAGAGGGAAGAGCGACCUCAUUUUGGAGGGUGUCCUGAGGCUUGAGAGAAUGUUGCAGGAGAUGAAUCUCGGAUUGUCAUCUUCCCCAAUAUCUCAACAGGCCACAGCCCAACAGCUUCCAUUCUCCAGCCACCGCGCCGGCUCGAUAGGCGGCAGCAGCAGCUUCUCAGGCUCGCCGCUCGCCGAGGUACAUCUCAGCCCCUUUUCGCACCAUGCCGGUCUACACUCCACCUCAUCACAGCAUCAGACUCAGCACCAGCAACAACCGUACCAAUCACCCCCACCUCAUCAACGCCAGCACCAACAACAACCACCACAGCAGCAGCAACAACAACAACAACAGCCCACACCGACCGGCAGCAGCACCGCAGCCGCCGAGCCGCACGGCCUUGGCAACAACGGCAUCAGCAACAGCCUCGAGAACGCCGUGCUGGACUCGAUGCACACGUCCACGACCGAGAGCAUCCUGCAGUGGCCGCACUUUGACGUCUUUCCGAGCCUGAGGCGCGACUACGUCUCCAUAUUCACCCUGGAGCGGGGGAGGAGGCCGCCCAGAGCCAGAGGGGGUUCGUCGCAGCCGCAGCCGCCGCGCGUGACGCCCAAGGAGGUCGGCCGCAUCCUCGACUCGUUCCAGGGCGCCGUCAACCUCUGGUACCCGACCGCGUCGGUCGCGCAGCUGGAGCGGUGCAGGGCCAUCGCCGUUGCGGAGGGAGUAGGGAGUGCAUCGCCGGGGUUGGAGCGUGAGGAGGCCGAGAAUGGGGAUGAAGAUGAAGAUGAUGAUGACGAUGACGACGAAGACGACCAGCACGCCGUCGACAGUUGUCUUGCGUCCCUGGUCAUGGCGCUCGGCUGCGCUAGCCAGGUUGUUGCAGGGCUGGUAGAUGGCCAUGUUCUCUCGGAUGAGGAGAUGCGUUUCCGUCGGGCGCGGAGGAGGUUGGGGGACUUGUAUUUUGAUCAGGUCUUGAGGAGCAUUCACGUAGUGCAUACCGCUGUCGGGUCGGCAGCGACGCAUUGCUUAUUUCUUGUCGGCUUAUACUUUGCAUUCUUGCGCAGGCCGCUGCAAGCCUGGGAAUACAUCAACGCGGCUUCGGCGCGCUGUCUCCUCCUGCUCUCUUACCAGGCAGAAAACGACGAGGACGAUGAGGAUCAGGAGCGAAUACGCCGGAUAUUUUGGUCUUAUUUGCCCGUAACUAGCGACUACCUAGCCGAGCUCUCGGGCCUCCCCCAGUCCGGAAUCGCCCACAUCGAGUCGUCCAUCCCGCUUCCCGGCAAGACGCCCUACAAAACCCACCGCACCCCACUCGCGGCGGAGCAGUCGUCGCUCUACUUCCUCGCCUGCAUCUCGAUGCGCCGGCUCCUCAACCGCGUGCACCAGCUCCUAUACGCCCGGGGCACCGGAGCAUCCCUCGACACCAACCGUUUCCCCUACGUCGUGGCCGAGCUGGACCACCAGCUUGAAGAUUGGCGCGACGUGCUCCCGGCGGCCUUCGCCUUCACCCUGGACGCGCGGCCCUGCAGCACCGAGCACGGCGGCUUCCUCCGCCAGCGCUACCUCACCUGCCGCAGCGUCAUCUACCGGCCCUAUCUGAUGUGGAUGCUCAGCGGCGCGCACGCCGACGACCCGUCGCUGGACGCCGGCGCCACGGCCCGCUGCCUCGACGCUUGUCUCUUGCACAUGCUCAACCUGCGCGGGUUUGGCCACACGGUCCUCGUCGACACGUGGAUCUGCGCCCUGAGCAUGGCCGGCGCCAUGUGUCUGCUGCUGGCGGCGUGCCGCACCCCGGCCCUGCGCGACAUGUUGGCGGCCAGCGACGUCCUAGCGUGCGGUCGUCACCUGGGUCGGCUGUUUGAGUCGUGGACCGCGGCGAUGGGCGGGCCGAGAAGUCCGAGCAUUGAGCAGAGCGUCAGGAUCAUCGCCGAGGCGGACCGCUUUAUAAGAGAGUUUUACAGUGCUGAUUUGAGAGGACCGGAUGGCGGUUGGAGCGCUGACACUGGGCGGAGAGAUGAGCUGGCGCGAGGCUGA
Pyricularia grisea is the source of this 2257-nucleotide messenger RNA. RefSeq lists its product as uncharacterized. Gene Ontology annotation, biological process: regulation of DNA-templated transcription. The transcript is spliced from 6 exons. The record is from RefSeq and is a predicted model, not a curated record. Lineage: Eukaryota; Fungi; Ascomycota; Sordariomycetes; Magnaporthales; Pyriculariaceae. Gene Ontology annotation, molecular function: DNA-binding transcription factor activity, RNA polymerase II-specific; zinc ion binding. The coding region runs from base 26 to 2257 and encodes 743 amino acids.